This is a messenger RNA of Carya illinoinensis, 961 nucleotides long. RefSeq names its product glutathione S-transferase-like. The coding region runs from base 113 to 760 and encodes 215 amino acids. Lineage: Eukaryota; Viridiplantae; Streptophyta; Magnoliopsida; Fagales; Juglandaceae. Gene Ontology annotation, cellular component: cytoplasm. The record is from RefSeq and is a predicted model, not a curated record. The transcript is spliced from 3 exons. Gene Ontology annotation, molecular function: glutathione transferase activity; glutathione binding.
UGUGAGGCUCAGUCUAACUCCAUAAUAUACAUGCCGGCAUCAACUCUCUCCUGAUCAUAGCCCCCUCUUCCUUGGCUUCUUAUUUCUCGAUCACAGAACACCAUCCACAAUCAUGGCGGCCAUCAGAGUACAUGGAAGCCCUUUCUCAACAGCUUCGGCUCGAGUUCUGGCUACACUUUAUGAGAAAGAGGUUGAAUUUGAGUUUGUUCCGGUAGACAUGAGAGCUGGGGAACAUAAGAAGGAGUCCUUCCUGUCCAUCAAUCCGUUUGGUCAAGUCCCAGGCUUUGAACAUGGAGAUUUAAAACUCUUUGAAUCAAGGGCAAUUACAAAGUACGUUGCCAACGAGUAUGCUGAGAAGGGGACCCACUUGGUAUGCGGAGACUCUAAGAAGAAAGCAAUCAUAGGGGUGUGGAUGGAGGUGGAGGCCCACCAAUUUGACCCGGUAAGUUCGAAGCUUACCUGGGAGCUGGCAGUCAAGCCAGUGUAUGGCAUGGCUACGGAUAAAGCAGUUGUGGAGGAGAACGAAGCUAAGCUGGCUAAGGUCCUUGAUGUUUAUGAGAGUCGACUGGCUAAGUCGAAGUACCUGGGAUGUGAAAGCUUCACCUUGGUAGAUCUGCACCACCUGCCCAACAUAAAUUACUUGAUGGGCACUGAGAUUAAGAAGCUCUUUGAUUCCCGCCCCCAUGUCAGUGCGUGGAUAGCCGAUAUCACAGCGAGGCCAGCUUGGUCGAAGGUCCUUGCCAUGCAAAAGCAACAGUAAUGAGUAAACUGUUGGGGUGGUGCUCUAGGACUUAUGUUAUUGGGUCGUUCUCUCUGAGUUUUUAUUUAUGUUUUCCCAUCAGUUUUCAAGUUGAAGGGCUUCAAGUUUAUGCAGUAUUCCGUUGUUUUUCAAUGGUUAUUCUUGCAGGGCUAACUGCAAAGAUUGAAAAGAAUAAUUAACUCAAAUCUUUCCUCUUUCCAA